UACGAAACACUUUCAUAUAAAAGGUAAAAUCAAAUGCAAUAAUCAUUACAACGAGUCUAACGAUACAAAAACGUUCAUUCAUUGCAUUCAAAGUUUUUCAAUACAUUAGAAAAGUCGGCGAUUUAUUCAUUAAUUUCAUACAAUUGUCCACUCAUUUGUCAAUUGCGGCCACUUUUAUACCCGAUUACCGACACUAACACUACAUUAUAAUGCAGUCGACAGGAACUGUAGGCGAAGGUAUGCCUACUUUCAAGUGUGUAUUGGUUGGCGACGGCGGCACCGGUAAGACUACGUUCGUGAAGAGACAUCUGACCGGAGAGUUCGAGAAGAAAUAUAUCGCCACACUCGGAGUAGAAGUACAUCCACUCGUGUUUUACACAAAUCGCGGUCCGAUUCGGUUCAACGUGUGGGACACCGCCGGUCAGGAGAAGUUCGGCGGCUUAAGGGAUGGCUAUUAUAUUCAGGGCCAGUGCGCGAUCGUAAUGUUUGACGUGACCUCUCGGGUGACGUACAAGAAUGUGCCGAAUUGGCACAGAGACCUGGUCCGGGUGUGCGAACACGUGCCCAUUGUUUUGUGCGGCAAUAAAGUGGACGUCAAGGAUAGGAAAGUGAAGGCAAAGGCUAUUGUGUUUCACCGCAAGAAGAAUCUACAGUACUACGACAUUAGCGCCAAAAGUAAUUACAACUUCGAGAAGCCGUUCCUAUGGUUGGCCCGAAAGCUGAUCGGAGACCCGAACCUGGAGUUAGUGGCGGAACCACUGUUGGCGCCGCCGGAGGUCGUCAUCACUGCCGAGUGGCAGAAGAAACUCGAGGCAAACCUGAUUGAGGCCGAGAGGGCACCGCUUCCUGACGAUGAGUUCGAUGAAGACCUUUAAUACCACAAUAAUUGUGUUUUUAUACAUUCUUUAAACUUAUUAUUAUCCAUAUUAUAAUAUAUUACAUGAUUAACUAAUACAACCAUUUUUAAAAAUAAUAAUAAUGUAAUAAUCAAUAUUAUGUUAUAAUUUAUGAUUUAUAAGUAACUUUAUUUCUUUAAUUU
This is a messenger RNA of Medioppia subpectinata, 1039 nucleotides long. NCBI's taxonomy places the organism in Eukaryota, Metazoa, Arthropoda, Arachnida, Sarcoptiformes, Oppiidae. The record is from the annotation of a GenBank genome assembly.